AUGACGUCCGUCGGCAGUUCGUCGACCCCACGAGGUCCGUUCACGUCGCUCGCAACAUCCUUUCCGACGACAAGCAUCCCCUUGGGGCACUUGCUCGCGAUGGUUGUCGCUGAGUGCUGGACGGUGUAUUGGUUCCGGCGGGGCGAUGCGCUCGCAUCAUGGCAGGACGAAGCGUCCUUCGACAAGGUCCCGGUGGACCACGGCCAUCGCGACGCCCCCACCGACGCCCAACGAACGUUGCUGCCCAUCGACAAGGCCAAAGUGUCCUGGCACGUCGCAACACCAUUUUUCAACGCGUAG
Molecule: messenger RNA, 300 nt
Organism: Aphanomyces invadans
Lineage: Eukaryota; Oomycota; Saprolegniomycetes; Saprolegniales; Verrucalvaceae
Exons: 2
Coding region: 1-300 (99 amino acids)
Source: RefSeq, a predicted model, not a curated record